Molecule: messenger RNA, 4369 nt
Organism: Pieris brassicae (large cabbage white)
Lineage: Eukaryota; Metazoa; Arthropoda; Insecta; Lepidoptera; Pieridae
Gene: NetA
Product: netrin-B-like
Exons: 7
Coding region: 50-1861 (603 amino acids)
Molecular function (GO): protein binding
Source: RefSeq, a predicted model, not a curated record
GCGUGCACGUUGGGUCGUUAGUUAUCGCGAGUGAGUGUAGUGAGUGAGCAUGUUCGUCCGCGUCGUGGCCAUCCUCGCCACCGCGGCUUUGGCUCUGUCCGUUGCGCCCCCCGAUCCCUGUUACGAAGACGGUCGACCAAGACGCUGCAUACCGGAUUUUGUAAAUGCAGCAUUUGGAAACCCGGUAUUAGCAUCUUCUAUCUGUGGAAAGCGCGGGCCUGAGCGUCUUUGCGAUCCACCUGGAGAUCAGAACCCAGAAAACGCGUGUCGAGUUUGUGAUGCUGCAAGGUCAGAUAGACGGCAUCCUCCGGCUCAUUUAACUGAUUUGAACAACCCUCACGACGUGACCUGCUGGCGGUCUGCGGCACUGUCACCGGCAUCCUAUGAUUCGCCACCCGAUAACGUUUCUUUGACUCUUUCUUUGGGAAAGAAAUAUGAACUAACUUACGUCAGUCUUCAGUUUUGUCCCAAAGCUGCUAGACCUGACUCUGUGGCGAUUUAUAAAAGCGCGGAUUACGGGAUUACUUGGCAGCCCUUCCAAUUCUACUCGAGUCAGUGUAGAAGGGUAUAUGGACGGCCCAAUAAAGCGACAGUAACCUCGGCAAAUGAGCAGGAAGCUAGAUGCUCAGAUUCCCAUAGAUUAGGCGAGAAUUCUGGUGCAGCUAGACUGGCAUUUAGUACUCUGGAGGGUCGUCCAAGUGCCGCCAACUUCGAUGUAUCACCGGUGUUACAAGACUGGGUGACAGCUACUGAUGUCAGAGUAGUUUUCAAUAGAUUACACAUGGUCAAUGAGGGCGAUGAAGUAGAUAACAAAAAGCAGGCGGCGGCGGGUACACAGCAUUACGCAGUUUCGGAUUUUGCGGUCGGUGGGCGGUGUAAAUGUAACGGGCAUGCAUCCCGAUGUAUUCCUACAAAGGGCGAAGAUGGACAGACGAUGCAGCUGGCCUGUGACUGCAAGCAUAACACGGCAGGAAGGGACUGCGAGCGAUGUAAGCCCUUCCAUUUCGAUCGACCCUGGGGACGCGCUACGGCGAGAGAUGCUAACGAAUGCAAAGAAUGCAACUGUAAUGGCCACGCGCGUCGGUGCCGCUUUAAUAUGGAGUUGUACAAGCUGUCUGGUCGUGCAAGUGGCGGAGUCUGCCUCAAGUGUCGUCAUUACACUGCAGGAAGACAUUGCCAUUACUGCCGGGAGGGGUAUUACAGGGACCCCACGAAACCUAUCACACAUAAAAAAGCCUGCAAACCAUGCGACUGCCACCCAGUAGGCGCGAGUGGUAAGACCUGCAACCAGACGAGUGGGCAGUGUCCUUGCAAGGAUGGAGUCACAGGGACCACUUGCAAUCGAUGCGCCAAGGGAUAUCAGCAGUCUAGAAGUCAUAUCGCACCUUGUAUACGUAUACCUCGUGUCGUGACAGCAGUCCAAGCGAUGGAGGCGGUGGACGCGGAGCCGGGACGCGCGGAGCAGUGCGGCCGGUGCCGCGCAGGCGCGAGAACUCUAAACCUCAACAAGUUCUGCAGCCGAGACUACGUCAUAAUGGGUCGGGUGGUCGGUCGCGAGGCGGCGGGCGGCGAGGGAUGGGCGCGGCUGGCGCUGAGCGUGCAGGCCGUGUACAAGCGCGCGCCGCGCAGUCGCCUGCGCAGAGGACCCGUCGCCCUCUACGUCCGCAACGUAGACAUCGCCUGCAAGUGUCCCAAGAUCAAGAUUAACAAGUCCUACCUAAUCCUAGGAGUGGAAAAAGAAGGUUCGUCUUCUGGCUUCCCGGGCUUAACGGUCGGAGACAGGACACUACUGCUGGAAUGGCGAGACGACUGGCACAGACGCAUCCGGCGCCUGCAACGACGCGCGAUUAAUUGUCAUUAGCCAUCUUGGAUUUGAAUGUUGCCAUAGCAACUGUCGAGAUGUAUGCAGCCUACAAAAUCGAAUGUUGAAUGGAUCCGUCUAUGUUCCGUGCAAAUAACUGCCAUUAUGCUGUCGAAAUAGUUCACCUAGUCGUUUAUAAGGUCGAUAGAUUUCUAGAUAUAGUUCUCGUCGAUUUAACUCGAUUUUUUAGGUAUGACAACAUUGUCCAACUCAUUGUUUUAUACCAAAAAGUUUAAAUACUUUUUCCCUUCCUAGGAUUUCGUUAUCACUUUGCAAUUAUCAAAGUAGUUAUACUCCAUAACUUUUUAGUUGGUAAAUUUUAACUGUGUUGAUGAUUGUACUAAAAGUGACUUUUAAGAUUAUUUAUUGAAUUAAUAAUGAUAUUAUAGAUACUAAAGUCUCGUUCCAUUUCAGGCAUUUUUUUAUAAUUGUUAUUUUAUAUUGAAAUGCGUAUGUUAAAUAUUGUUUUAGGUACCUACUGGCAACUUUGGCGCGAGAAGUAAAUUUUUUGGCGCAUUUUUUUGACAUUACGAAUGUAUAAUAUAGAUUAUAAGUUUUGAAAGUAAAUCAUAUCCACAGAUAGUCAUAAUGUUUUAACGUACCUCAUUUAUUAAGUACAUGUAAGGAUAGACUAAUUAGGGUACCUUUCUUAUGGCCUAUUUCCGCUAAUUUAUUGAGUUUCGACCACAUAUAUCUUGCCAAAGUAACUUAACGUUCUGUGUACUUAUAAUUUCUCUUAAAAAUCUAAAACAAUAAUAUUAAUGCCUCAAAUUGUAUGUACAGUAUUAUUAGCUUUACUAAAAUAGUUAUAACAAUUUACCUUUUGAAAACGUAUACUUUUAAGUCCGUCGGUAUGAUAAAAAAAUUAAAUGAGAAUUCCUAAAUUACUAUGAGCAUAGUGCAUAGAGCUAAAGUACACUCGAGUAAUCAUGUACAAUUGAGACGUCAGAGAUACAGGUACAGUUAGACACACAAUACAACAAAUCAUCUUGAUGGUUGAACAAUUUACAAUUAUCCAUUGUUGGUGAAUCGGUUUGGUCGAAUAAAUACCGCGGGCUCGUUACUAGAGCAUGCGAAGAUUUUGCUUGCUAUACUGAAUACGUGGCAAUGGUAAAUAUAUACACAAAAAUAACGGUUGAAUUCUUUCAUGAAAGCAAACUUUAGUACACGUACACUAAAAUGCGUACAUUAUUGUUUAUCUAUUAAACUAUUUUAGAGUCUACGAUAUACUAACAAAGUAUUAUAGAAUAUAAUCUUUUCAACAACCAUAGAGAACUAGUUGAAGCUUGUAAACUGCGUAGAAACAAUAAAGAAAAUUAUGCGUAUAAUGUCCUGCAUAAAUCAUACCAAUUUAUUCAUAGCUGCCUAUCAUAUAUAAACAUGUCAUAUUUUUUAUGUAAACCUAGCAGUAAACAGAUACACGAUAUAUCUAUCAUAUGUAUUUAUUUUAAGAUUUAACUUAAUUCGUGUGGGAACUACCUGUACUUUCCUUGCUAUCUUUCUAUAUCUAUGGGAAUAUCUAAAAUAAUACCAUACUUUUAUUUUGUUAGUUAGGGCCAAAGUUUAUAAUUAGCUGAAGCAAAUUUGACAGACAAAGAAAAUUAAAAAAAAUAUUUUUAUCGUCUUAUCAUAAUAUAUCUCCGUCUCUCUCAUAGUUGUAACAUAGUUUACGUUUUCAAAAGUUAAUAAUAAUCGUUUAGAUGGUAUAUUUAAAUGGGUAUAGACUCGCUUGAACGUAUGAAUUGUAAAAAGUGUAUUUAGUUUGUAGACUGAAUAACAUGUUAGAAAUGCAUAUCUUAGUUUUCUUGUUGUUUAUUUUACGCGCCAUAUUAGAUAAAACAUGAAAAUAAUCACAAAAUAUAUUAUGGUAAUUUAAAUUUAAUACAUGUGACGCGUAAAAUAAAUUUAAUGUGGUUUAUAUACCUGGGUGUAUUAUGUGCAUGUUUCAUUUUGUACAACCAUAAUUUAAUCAUAGAGGGAAAAGAAAUGCCCGAAUUCCACAUUUAAAAACAAAAGAAAAACAUGCAAAUUCUGGUUGUUUAGUGGCCAUUAUUUAUAUUCUAUUAAAUUUCUGUAUAAUCUACGGAAGUUUCGCGCCAAUGCCGACACUAACGAUAAACUUGACAUAUGAAUUUUAGCGUUUCCACAGAUUGUCUUAUCCCUCUACGAUAAAAAUAGUACUUAACAAUAAUCAAUAUUUUCCCCUAACUUAUUUGAAUCAAUAAACAGUAGAAUUCCAACAUUUUGACAAACGCACAACAUUGAAAUUAAUCGUGUAAUUCCUUAAAUAAAUUAUUUCAUUUUGGCCUAAUGACAUCGUGCUUACUUCGUUUUUAGGUUAUUUAUUUUAAGAAUGUCAAUUUAAGUUAUAGACGAAAUAAUUAGACAGUCCAUCAUUAAGUUGUGAUGAUCAAUCAAUUCAUUAAGGAUGCUGAAAAUGUAUGGUCUGUCUAUCGUAAAUAUUUCGCUAUAGCACUUUGUGUUUUAUGAUACCCUGCUCCUGUGAUG